Quercus lobata is the source of this 1175-nucleotide messenger RNA. Its product is annotated as ribonucleoside-diphosphate reductase subunit beta. Bases 71 to 844 code for a protein of 257 amino acids. The record is from RefSeq and is a predicted model, not a curated record. The transcript has 5 exons. Lineage: Eukaryota; Viridiplantae; Streptophyta; Magnoliopsida; Fagales; Fagaceae.
CUUCAGUAAAAAAAAAAAACGAUCUUUCUUCUUGUUCUUCUUUUCGCGGCACAACAACAACGCAACGAUAAUGUCGAACUCCAGCGAACAAACCCUAGAAGAAGAUCACGGAGUCGUCGUCGAACCACCGCCCUCCUCCGAUCAAAACCCUAACGAGCAGAGCGAGCAGCAGCAAACUCAGGAAUGGGAAACCAUGGCUCGCGCUUGGCUCCUCUCGUUCCCCGAGGCCAAAGCUGUGUCCAUGGACGAGGUCGAAGCUUGGAUCGACUCCAACCACCACUCUCUCCCCGAAGGAAUCAGAUCAAUGCCUCGCUCUGAUGUCUGUCAGAGACUCAUUUCCAUUCAGAAAAUGAGACUCCCCACUCAGGAAAAAGAAGUUAGCCAGUUUGAUCUUGAAAAUCCGCCAUAUCGAUUUCAGCGUACUGAUCAAUGGAGACCAGUUUAUUCUUGGUUAGAAUCUUUGGAUCAAGAGGAGGUGGUGAAGUCAAAAGAAAUUUCAGAUUGGCUUAGUGCAAAUCCUGACAUCCAAGAACAGUUGUGCUCCAGGCAUACUCGAUAUCAUUUGAUGCACUACAUCAAAAAGUGCCAUAUAAAGAUAUUGAAGAGGAAGGAAAGGAAAAUGGGUUUGCAGCAGCAGCAAAACAAAGAAACUUCUUUAAAGGUUCGCAGAACUGUGAUCAUGAAACAACCAGAAGAGCUUCAAAGCAAUGCUAUAAUUAAUCUACCUAAAGAUGGUGAUGCAUUCUUGACGAAAAGAAAGGAGGCGUAUCUCAAAUAUGAGAUUUUGGUGGAGUUGGAGAAGCUGCUUUCCCCAAUAUUCCCAAAGCAACAAGAUGGAAAAUAAUGAAGAAUCUUGAAACUGCAAAUCUCUGCCUAUGCAAACUCAGAAGUGCCAUACUGAUUCCUCUGUACCAAAAGAUGUUCUCUUUCUCUCCAAUGCACCUCAAAAGGUUUAGGGAAGUUCUGUCCUGUUUAUAGGUAUUCCCUUUUCCAUUUCAUAACUGAUUGGGGGGAUAAUAGUUGCUUGUAAUUUGUACAAAAAUGCCUUAAGAAAUUCACUUCAAGUUUGGUGCAUUACUUCCAUUGAUGGAUACAAGCAGGACAAGUUGUUGGCAAAAUUUUCCAUGUAAUUCUAGGAUGAGUAUAUAUUGUUUCUUAGCCAGCAUGCUUCCAAG